UCCAAAUAGAGUUGACUCUGGGUCGAGUGAAAGCAAGGCCAGUCAAUCAGUUAGAGCUCACCAAUGAAAUGUUCGGAAGAAUUUUCGCAGCCAUGAUUCUGCUGAGUACUGCCAUUUUGGCGAUGAACUUCUUCAUCGUCAUACUGAACGACGCACUUGCAGAAGCAAAGAACACUGCAAAGGAAAGCCCACUUUACGACCCUGGCGUGGACGAAUGCAGCUGGAAGAAGACAAACCAACGCCAUCAAUUUUAUGAUAAGAUAAGUAACGGUUUACGCCAAUGGAAACUCGAGGAAAUGUUAGCCCAGUCAAGCAUCAGGAAAAAAGCAUCAGGAAAUCCAAAGCAAAAGAACUCAGAAAAAAGGUCCUUCUUUGAUCAAGGCAGUAAUAUUAUUGUAUAUCCGAAGCAUGCAAGGAAUGAGCAUCACUGCCAUCUUAAUAAGAAGGGAAAGAAAGUAUGUUUCGCAGAGGAUGUCACUAAGUCUCAACUCAGAAGAUUACAGGCGACCAAGAAAGAUCUGUUCCAACGCUUGGACAGUAUAGUCCAAGCAUAUUCCAGAGAGGCCGAGCAGGAAGAGAAAUUUGAAUUGAUUAUGAAUGAGAUGGGUGUUCAUAACUCUUUGGAUCCCAUGAUAAACGUUACAGCUUUUUCGAAUGAGUCAUUUGAAUAUCACGAGCGACAUCAUUGAAUGAAUGAAAAAAAUAUCUAACUGAGGCCAUAUUAAAAUUUUCAUUGUACAUAAUGUAACCGACUGAAAACAAAUUAAUUCCUUUAAGUAACAAACAAAGUAUGCUUUGUUAAAAAAAUGAUUUGUGUUUCUACCAGUUUGUCCAGAGUAUGCAUUCUAACUUUUCCAUUGUACUCCAGGAAUUGUUCAACCUCGCUAAGCGUUUAGUGGGAUCUUUGCAGUCAUAACCACAUUUGUAAACAAUUAAAGUGAUCCUGGUGCGGACUGAAAAAAAUGUGAAAACUUGACCAAAUAAUUGUGUAAUUUCCAAUCAUGACAGCAUUGUUGCUAACGACUACGUUGCUAUUGACAACUGCCCUGUAUUUCCAGCCUUAUGGUUAUUUUGAGCAAACAAUACUUUUUAAUUUUUCGCGUAUAAGUUUAACUUAUGUAUAAAUAUUGAGUAGAAAUAAAGUUGUUGUUGUACUU
This is a messenger RNA of Orbicella faveolata, 1157 nucleotides long. RefSeq lists its product as uncharacterized. The record is from RefSeq and is a predicted model, not a curated record. Lineage: Eukaryota; Metazoa; Cnidaria; Anthozoa; Scleractinia; Merulinidae.